This is a messenger RNA of Choloepus didactylus (southern two-toed sloth), 2404 nucleotides long. It is a transcript of the gene SUOX, whose product is annotated as sulfite oxidase. Lineage: Eukaryota; Metazoa; Chordata; Mammalia; Pilosa; Megalonychidae. Gene Ontology annotation, cellular component: mitochondrion. Gene Ontology annotation, molecular function: oxidoreductase activity; molybdenum ion binding; heme binding. Bases 129 to 2108 code for a protein of 659 amino acids. The transcript is spliced from 4 exons. The record is from RefSeq and is a predicted model, not a curated record.
UGAAUGCACCUUGGGUCUCCCCGCCCCACUCCCUCCCCCAGCCGCAGGGGCGGGACGGGGGCGUCUCCAAGUCUCCCACCUUUCAGCCCAACUUCAGUCCUCGUCACCUUCCACUGCCCGGUUUCCAGAUGACUGCGAGGGUCCUGUUUCUCGCCUAUCGGGGUUGUAAUCGACGACUGUCCUGCGGGGGUGGAAACAAACUCACUCAGUACCAGCUCCAGGCCCUCGUGGCGCCCCGCCUGCCUUGGCGCAGCCGCUCGGGAGGCGACCCGCCAAUGGCUGGAAGACGAGCUGAGGGGCGACAGUCUUCCAUAAAUCCUGCGUUACGUCACGGCGCUGGCUACGGCGCUGGCUACGCCCCUGCGCGAGCCAUCACCAGGCGCCCGGCGCGUAAAACAGUCACGGUGCGGAUGCUGAGUCGGAAUGUUCCCGUCUUGAUUCCAGAAUCUUCGUCCCGUAGGUCUGCCACAAUGCUCCUGCUGCACAGAGCUAUGGUUCUGGGGCUCCGACCCACCUGCAGACUCAGGUUGACUUCUUCAAGGCUCUGCAUUCGGGCCUGCUCUACAGAUGAUUCAUUUCAGCCCCAGCACCCCAGCCUCACCUCUUCUGGUAAUAACUCCAGCACCCGGGGCUGGGGCCUCAUGGGGACCCUGCUGGGCCUUGGUGCGGUGUUGGCCUAUCGUGACCGUUGCUGCAGGGCUGCUCAGGAGUCACCACACAUAUAUACAAGGGAAGAUGUGAGUUCCCACCGCAGCCCUGAGACUGGGAUCUGGGUAACUUUUGGCCAUGAGGUCUUUGAUGUAACAGAAUUUGUGGAUCUACACCCAGGGGGGCCAUCAAAGCUGAUGCUAGCAGCUGGGGGCCCCCUAGAGCCCUUCUGGGCCCUCUAUGCCGUACAUAGCCAGUCCCAUGUGCAUGAAAUACUGGCUCAGUACAAGAUCGGGGAGCUGAGGCCUGAAGACAAGGCACCCUCAAUGUUGGAGACCUUUGACCCCUAUGCUGACGAUCCACAACGUCACCCAGCUCUGCAGGUCAACAGCCAAUGCCCCUUUAAUGCCGAGCCCCCUCCUGAGCUGCUUACCGAAAACUAUAUCACACCCACCCCUAUCUUCUUCACUCGGAACCAUCUGCCUGUUCCCAACCUGGACCCAGACACCUAUCGCCUCCAUGUAGCCGGGCCACCUGGGGGCCAGUCACUGUCCCUGUCCCUGGAUGAUUUGUACCAGUUCCCCAAGCACGAGAUCACCGUCACUCUUCAGUGUGCUGGCAACCGGCGCUCUGAGAUGAAUCAGGUCAAAACAGUAAAAGGUCUGGAGUGGAGGACAGGGGCUAUCAGCACUGCACGCUGGGCUGGAGCCCGGCUUUGUGAUGUGUUAGCCCAGGCUGGUCACCACCUCUGUGAGACUGAAGCCCAUGUCUGCUUUGAGGGCCUGGACUCAGACUCCACUGGGACUGCCUAUGGUGCAUCCAUCCCUUUAACUCGGGCCAUGGACCCUGAAGCUGAGGUCCUACUGGCAUAUGAGAUGAAUGGAGAACCCCUGCCUCGGGACCAUGGCUUCCCUGUGCGGGUGGUAGUUCCCGGUGUGGUGGGUGCCCGCCAUGUGAAAUGGCUUGGCAAAAUAAGCGUGGAAUCAGAGGAAAGUCACAGCCACUGGCAGCGGCGGGAUUACAAAGGCUUCUCUCCAUCUGUGGACUGGGACACUGUAGAUUUUGACUCAGCUCCAUCUAUUCAGGAACUUCCUGUUCAGUCAGCCAUUACAGAGCCCCGAGAUGGGGAGAUGGUAGAGCCUGGGGAGGUGACUGUGAAGGGCUAUGCAUGGAGUGGAGGUGGCAGGGCUGUGAUCCGUGUGGAUGUCUCUCUGGAUGGGGGCCUAACCUGGCAGGCAGCUGAGCUGGAUGGAGAAGAACAGCGCCCCCGGAAGGCCUGGGCCUGGCGGUUAUGGCAGCUGCAAGCCCCGGUACCUCCUGGGCAAAAGGAAUUGGACAUUGUUUGUAAAGCUGUGGAUGACAGCUACAAUGUGCAGCCGGACACUGUGGCCCCAAUUUGGAACCUGCGAGGCGUGCUCAGCAAUGCUUGGCACCGUGUCCACGUUCGUGUCACCUCAUGAGAACGUGGAAUGGAGCCAUCUACAUCCCAGAACCAUCCUCUCUACCCCUUUCCAGGCUCAUCCAUUGUCCUUUGUUGCCACAGGAAAACUUACCCACUUUCUCUCCACUUCUUGGAUCACAAUCUUGUGCCGUGCCUUCCUGAACCAUACACAGGUAUAACAUUGCAUAUUUCCACUCAGACACCCUUCCUCCUUUGAUACUAUGUUAUGUACCCCUCUUGACCUCUGACCCUGUGCCAGGAGGUGAAAGCUGUUGGAGAAAGGGGCUAGAAAUAAAAAGUAAUUCUGGAGACAAA